GGAAGUUCCUCCGGUAUUGAUCAGACCAGAUUCCUUUGGGCUAUUAUCUCACAGUAUUACUCUGUACUCGACACCUUUCCUUCUGCGAAACUUCUCCUUGAGUAACGAUUACUUCUCGCUCGGCAGUACGGAGUACUUACAGUAUAAAUCCAGGAGCCUUCAACUGCCUGUGAGACAGGUGCUAAAUUUAUCUGACAAGCAACUUUCCUCCCCACUAAACUUACCAGGCCGAGCGUAUCGCUUUCCGACUGCUGAAGAUCUGCCAUCCCCUCAUUGUCGCCGUUACUCCUGAACGCGGUCCUCGUUCCUUUGUUCCAAACGCCCUAGGACUACCAUCGGAGACCUGCAUACUACAACACAUCGGCCCAUUCUGUACUCCGUCAGCCACGAUUUUCUCUGGAUGAACUUCUCAGCCCAAGACAAUGCAGGACCCGUUAGGCGAGAAAGCGUCCAGCCCUCCAAAGACCGGCAGGGUUGAGGACGGGAAAAUUCGCAAACUAAAGCCCAACAGCAAGACCGAAUUCACUCCGAUCCAGCAAUUCAACGGGAAAACUUAUGCCUGCGAGUCGUGUAAGAGAGGGCAUCGAGUGAACAAGUGCGAUCAUGGAAGGACAAGACCAAUAUCCGAAACCAAUCAACCCGGUCGACCGUCGGCUGGUCAGAAAAGAGGUUGUCACUGUCCUAGAAACUGCGCUUGCACGACAAAGACUUGCAAAUGUCAAAGAGACUGCUCUUGUACUCAAGAGGCAUUCCUGAUUGUCCGAGUCGACGGUCCACAAAUCAUCAGCCGCGAAGCCACGUCUAGCCCGAAGCCUGUAUGGGAAGAUGCCAAUGAAAACAGGUGGACUCUGAAAAAGGUCUGGGCAGAUGCAAAUGGCAAAGAGAUCGAUGACCAAGAAUAUCAAGAGCGCAAGCGACGCUUAAAGGAGAGAGAGGAUGGCGUUGUGUCCACUCCUGACAUUCCCAAAUCGAGUUGUUGCGGUUCGAAAAAGCCAAAGGAAGAGACCCAAUCGCCUUUGCCACCAGCUGUCGGAGGCUGUCGACAUCGUCAGAAUCUCGAGAAGCAGCCCGAACAGGACAGCCUGGCUCCUACGGCUGUGGACAUGGGUACAGCGACGAAGGAGUCGUGGAAAGCCGCCUGUUCUUGCGGUUCAGGCUGUUCGUGUCUGUAUUGUCCCGAUCAUCCUAACAACGCCACGUCGAUCAACCAUGCGCAACAGCAAGUCAAAAAUCUUGCUGAACAAGCAUUGCCGGAAUUCGAUGGGCUGAUGCCAGUGUCGUUCAUGCCAGAGACAAAUUCAACAUCUUGUAUGGGAGGUCGACCAACGUUUUUCCUUUCACGGACACCCAACGUCUCUCAACAAGCAAUGCAACAAUUCUUCCCAGACCUCGCCGAUCCGAAUGCCAUCUAUCUCCGAUAUCCCAUCUCACAGCAUUCUUGGACUAAUCAACCAGCCAGUUCACACUGCUCUCAUGUUGCUUCUCCGACCGCCGUCAUUUCCACCAUGACUCAGGAUGCGAAUGAGCAAUAUGUGGAUCCGAUGAACGAGAUGUCUGAACAAACCCUAGACUUUGAUUUCUUACCCAACGACCCGAACGGUACAUGGGAUUUCUCAGGCAAUCAAUUCGGCGACGCAUCGUUCAGCUGGACGGACCUCGAUGCUUCCAGAGGCACAGACUACAAUAUCGGUCAAGCAACAGUUGCUUCUGCCAUGGACGGCAGCAUCUUUCCCAUGUCGCAAUCUUCGAUAGGUCCGCAAAUACCUGCGAUCAAUGUGAGCAUGGACAAUCCAAUGAUGAGCCCAACCCAUCUGAGCGGCCUGUCCAUUGUCGACGGCACUACGUUCUCUGGGUCGACUCCACAAUUCGAUCCACAAAAUUCAUUCACACCUUACAAUAACCCCCCGAACCAGGGCACUUUUGUUCAUGAUCCGCGGUUAGAGCAAGGGGUACCACAUCAAGGGCACUUUAGCCGCCAAGUAAUGAACGUCAUUGGCGAUACGCCCACACAAUCUUUCGGAGUGCCACAGCCUCAUACUAGAGUCGUGAGGACGCAUUUUCACAACAAUAUGGCCCAUUGGGAUCAGCACAACACCUUGACGGAUGAUCAAAUUGAUUCACAGCUCAAGUGGCCGUCUAUAGCGAAUUCACCACCGGUUGCAAAUCAUGUUUGAGAGGAACAUGAGCUCGACCAGAGGGCUGGAGAUGAUACGACAUAGACUCAGAGGUUUGACGAGGACGCGAACGAGAACGAGAACAUGAUUCAACGGCUUCCCUAUGUGUGACAUAGACCAUGGCAUUGAUUAGCAUGCAGGCGCACGAUACAUCGAACUCGGCAAAAGGAGAAAAUUUUAUGUAGCGAUCGAUAGCGAUACUAGAUUGUGGAAGGAAGUAUCCUGUGCAUUGCACUCGCCUAUUCAUUCAUCCAUUCACUCACUCGACCUGCGAGUAUCAGAGUCUUACUAGUACUGGAAUGGCAUGAUAUGAC
Molecule: messenger RNA, 2488 nt
Organism: Exophiala xenobiotica
Lineage: Eukaryota; Fungi; Ascomycota; Eurotiomycetes; Chaetothyriales; Herpotrichiellaceae
Exons: 1
Coding region: 423-2174 (583 amino acids)
Biological process (GO): regulation of DNA-templated transcription
Cellular component (GO): nucleus
Molecular function (GO): DNA-binding transcription factor activity; DNA binding; copper ion binding
Source: RefSeq, a predicted model, not a curated record